CAACUUCACAACGCCAUUAAAACAGAAAGUCAAAAAAGUCGGUUAAAUAUAUUUAACUGUUACACCGCAAGUCCGCAACUAGUCCAAUAAAUGCACACCAACAAUAUCGGUAAUCACACUCAUUAAUUAGACCACGGUUAGUUAAUAGUGUCAAUCAUAUCAGAUAUCAAUAUGGGAAUGCGUCGGGACAGCGAGAGUCAUAUCGUGCACAAACGCCGCAGUAUUACACCAAGGUGUAUCUUAGGUUUAGAUCCUGCGAGAUCAGCAUUGAAGGCACGCGACGGAGAAGGUAGUGUGAUACCGGGAUUUGCUAUAGAUUGUGAUGGUUUCAAAUCUUCUCAAAAUCUAUAUAAGCUCUACAAUCAUCGUACAACGUCAGUGGUGGACAGGAAUAACGCAGCGUUGAAUACCUUAGGUAUUCAGUCUCGAGGUCAUGCAUACGAAGAGGAAACCAAGACCGGUAGUAUCUUAGAGGAUAUUAAACAGAACAGUGAGCAGGCUUUAGUGGAUUUGCGAGCUCAAGAAAUCCGCUUAGCUGUUUUAGAAGCCAAUAAGCCUAUUGAGUGUCGGCGAGGAUGGCGUAAAGCAGUUAAAUCCCGCUUGCCGAACGACAUUAAAAAGCUGGAUACUAAUCUGUACUUACAAUGGUGGAGAAGUGCUUUCUACACUAGUGGAAAAGACGUACAUAAGGUCAUUCUUGAGGAUAUCGCCACACAGAAAGCUGCACAAAGUGAGAGACAAAGAGGUACAUGCCAGGCAUGUAGCAACGAGCAGAAAUGGGCUGGAUUAGCCACCAAAUCGCAAGAAUCGUCCUUGGUGGAUAUCUGGGGACAGGGGUACACGAACAUGAGUAUCAUCAUGGAUAGCGACCACGACGUCGUCAUUGAAACUAUGAGAAAUGUUCAUGACCGGCCACUUACACACAAAACGCAGGCCACAAGCAGCAAUGCGUGGUGUAAAGUGUAUACGACUCCACGUGUACUGAGACAGAGAUCCUCGGAUGUGGUCCAGGGUGCCAAAUCACUCAAGUCUCGGGUAGUUUCUGGUAAGAACCGAAUCAAGCAGUGGUCAAUUGCCCGUAGACCCAGUUUUGGAAGUCGUGGCUCACUCUGAAUUUAAGGCAUUAUAGCAACCUACGGCAUGAAUGCCACUUAGUAGGCGAAUACGAAAGAAAGAAAAAAGUAACAGUAUAGCAACCUGUAGGUAGUAAGAACUACAUGAUAAAAAUUGUAAAAUAGGGGUAGAAACCCUUUGGCGCAGAGCAUUUCCUGCAAAUGGAUACCAGGCGGCUCUGCUGCCUCCAAAGUAACAUCACUCCAAAUAGGCAGUGACAGUGAAGACCCGGGAAGUUCAAUAUCGAGAUUUCGAAUUAUUGCGCAAGGGAUUAAGUGCACGCGUCAGAGCCAUGUUUAGCACCAAAUCACCUCAUUAAAUGAAAUGAAUAUUAUGAGCAUAUACUCGAAAAACAACCUUUUCUAAAAAUGAAGCGAAGUGCCCUAUUAAAUUAUCACGUUGUC
Sphaeroforma arctica JP610 is the source of this 1517-nucleotide messenger RNA. RefSeq lists its product as hypothetical. Bases 172 to 1113 code for a protein of 313 amino acids. NCBI's taxonomy places the organism in Eukaryota, Ichthyosporea, Ichthyophonida. The transcript has a single exon. The record is from RefSeq and is a predicted model, not a curated record.